AUGGCUGCUUAUCAUGAUCACUCACUAAAUGGUCAUUUUGGCACUGGACGUACAUGGUCUACGUUAAGAAACACAUAUUAUUGGCCACAUAUGAAAGACGCAAUAACAUCUUAUAUUAAAUCAUGUGGUAAAUGUUCAAAAUUUAAUUGGGAUCGGCAUAAACCACCAGGAUUUUUACAAUCUAUUCAAUUACCUAAUGAUGUUUUUCAAAUAGUAGGCAUGGAUUGGUGGGGACUCACCACCCCUUCACUUUCUGGAAAUCGAUAUGUUUUAGUUAUAACUGAUUGUUUGUCCGGUUAUGUUUUUGCUAAAGCAUCACCUACAAAUACAGCUCAAGAUACGGCUCGCAUCUUAAUGGAAGAAAUUAUUUUAGUACAUGGUUCACCAGACGUAAUUAUUACUGAUCAAGGAACACACUUCCAGAACAAACUGAUGCAAGCUAUUUCACAUUUAGUUGGUUGUAAACACAUUUUUUCAACAUCAUAUCAUCCACAAACAAAUGGACAAACUGAAAGAUGGAACUCGACAUUCGUAAGACAAAUCGCAAAAUAUUUUAAUACUGAUCAAACCAAUUGGGACACACUUUUACCAUCUAUUGUUUAUGCUUAUAAUAAUGGUAUACACAGCUCUACUGGAUUUAGCCCUUAUCAACUAGCAUUCGGACGACGACCACGGCAUUCAUUCAAACCUCCUGCAUCUACCUCCGUUUUUACUAAACCACAUGAUUAUUGGACGCAGGUGCUACAAUAUAGAAAUGCAGCUUUAAAACAAGCAAAAGAAAAUAUUAUGCAUCAACAAGAAUUAUCAAAAAUUCGUUUUGACAAAAACCGAUCACAUCCGAAUUUUGUUCCAGGUGAUCUUGUCUGGAUGAAAAUUUUUGUUAGCCGACACAAACUUAAAGCUUGA
Rotaria sp. Silwood2 is the source of this 906-nucleotide messenger RNA. The record is from the annotation of a GenBank genome assembly. NCBI's taxonomy places the organism in Eukaryota, Metazoa, Rotifera, Eurotatoria, Philodinida, Philodinidae.